CUGUAUGUGCAUUGAUAAAUAGAGACAGAGACACUCCAACCCCACCACAACAUCCUUCUUUACCCUGAACGAGAGAACCUCGGCUAAACCAUGAGGGUGCUUAACCUGGGUCCGGAUCCGUCUCUGGCAUAUCGCCCUGAUUAUCUUCAGAAAGAUAAAGAGGAGUUCAGGAACUUUGAGAGUGGAGAUCUCUAUGAUCGUGUGUUUAACACAUACAAGCUGAUGCACACGUACCAAACGCUGGACUUUGUCAAAAAGAAGCACCUGGAGUGGGCAAACUGUAAUCGUUUCAGAAUGACAAUGAUGGACAGCAUCAAUUCCCUGGAUGAACUUGUCGAUGAAUCCGACCCGGACGUCGACUUCCCAAACUCUUUCCAUGCAUUCCAGACCGCCGAGGGCAUCCGCAGAGAGCAUCCAGAUAAAGAUUGGUUCCAGCUAGUCGGUUUAAUCCAUGACGUUGGAAAAAUCAUGGCUCUGUACGGAGAGCCACAGUGGGCAGUAGUUGGAGACACGUUUCCAGUUGGAUGCAAGUUUCAAAAUUCAAUAGUGUUUAGAAACUCAAGUUUUGAAGACAAUCCAGAUGAGAGGAACCACGCGCUCAACACAGAUUUCGGGAUUUAUAAACCACAAUGCGGUUUGGAUAAUGUCCUGAUGUCUUGGGGACAUGAUGAGUAUUUGUACAGAGUAAUGAAGUUCAACAAAUGCACCAUACCUGAGGAGGGAUUAUCCAUGAUCCGUUUCCACUCCUUUUACCCGUGGCAUUGUAAUGGAGACUACAUGCACCUGUGCAACGAUAAAGAUCUGCAAAUGCUGCCCUGGGUGAAAGAGUUUAACAAAUUUGAUUUGUACACGAAGAGCACAGAGUUGCCGGAUGUGGAGAGACUAAAGCCGUAUUAUCAGUCACUCAUUGAUAAAUAUUGUCCUGGGUUACUGCAGUGGUGAACAUUUGUAAUGUAUCAUUUAACCUUUUAUAUAAUAUCCAUGUAAUACAGUGGCGGAUCUAGACCAUUUCAACUGGGGGGGGCCAGUUGUACUGUUAGAGGGGCCAGUUACAUUUAGACCUUAUUCUUGUCAUAUUAUUUUCUGCAUUGCACUGCAAAAAAUGAUUUUCAAGGAAAAAAAAUCUUAGUGUUUUUGUCUUGUUUUCAGUAAUAAUAUCUAAAAAUUAAGUCUAGUAAUAUGUCUAGUUUUUAGACAAAAUGUAUCAAAUUUAAGUGAUUUUGCGCAUAAAACAAGCAAAAAAUCUGCCAAUGGGGUAAGAAAAAAAUCGUACAUUUUUUUCUUAAACCCUAAAUACAUGUUUUAUGCAUAAAAUCACUUAAAUUUGAUAUUUUUGGUCUAAAAACUAGACUUAUUUUCUUGGGUCGUUUUGCUCAUCAAGAAAAAGCUAUUUCAUUUAAGAUUUUUUUUUAUAUUUUUACUAAAAAAACAAGACAAAAAUACUAAGAUUAGUUUUUCUUAAAAAUAAUUUUUUGCAGGGUGCACUAAAGACAUUAACAGGCCAAAAACCAUGUUUAUGCUACUGUCUAAUUACGGAAAAAAACAACGAUCGCAAAAAAAAUGUAAAAAUAAUUUCACACCCCACAUUUAGGGGGGCCACAAGGGGGUCCAAGCUUGUUGUCGCAGGGGCACUGGCCCCCGCUGGCCCCUCCCUAGAACCGCCACUGCUGUAAAACACAUACAUUUGUAAUAGCCUGCACUUAGUAUAUUUUCUGUUAUAUAUUGUAAUAAAAUAUCUAUAGGAUCUUUUAGGCAAGCUAUUAAAAAUAUACAUUUAAAACAUUAUGGUUUAAUUUUGCAUAAACACCACCUCACCAAUAAAGUUUAAAUGGGAUUAUUUCUCAUACAAAUGCAAAAUGUUAUAUUACAGCCUUAAAAAACACUUAAGAAAUCACAUUAUAAAUACAUGAUUGAUGUAUAGACUGAAAAUUUAAUAAAUUGCUUUGUUUCUUUUGAAAUAAGGGCAUGUG
Paramisgurnus dabryanus is the source of this 1970-nucleotide messenger RNA. It is a transcript of the gene miox, whose product is annotated as myo-inositol oxygenase. NCBI's taxonomy places the organism in Eukaryota, Metazoa, Chordata, Actinopteri, Cypriniformes, Cobitidae. The record is from RefSeq and is a predicted model, not a curated record. Gene Ontology annotation, cellular component: cytoplasm. Gene Ontology annotation, biological process: inositol catabolic process. Gene Ontology annotation, molecular function: iron ion binding; inositol oxygenase activity.